This is a messenger RNA of Chaetomium strumarium, 1113 nucleotides long. RefSeq lists its product as uncharacterized. Bases 357 to 971 code for a protein of 204 amino acids. The transcript has 3 exons. The record is from RefSeq and is a predicted model, not a curated record. NCBI's taxonomy places the organism in Eukaryota, Fungi, Ascomycota, Sordariomycetes, Sordariales, Chaetomiaceae.
UACCUACCCACGAGCUCGUGUUAGUCCAGCUAACCCAUAUAUCAGUGUCAGCUCUGGGGUAGUUUGAUCGUCCUGUUUUGGCAGAAAGCGAAGUGUGUAACCAAGGCACCGUUCAGUGUGGAGGGGCAGUCGUUGGCUGGCCUCUCCCAAGCACAUGACCAAGGCAUACUGUACAGAAACACGGCAUUGGCUUUUUCUCAGUACAUGUAUCGCAGCCUCGCCCGUCGCCAUCCAAACACCACACCAGCUUACCCCGCACUUGGGCAGGAAACCGAAAACUAGUCAUCUUUCACCCUUGCUCGGAAACCAUUUUGGAGAACGAUAUACUAUAAGGUUAGGUAUAUUGUGGUGUCAACAUGGUGACGUUUCCUAAAGCCGCGCGGUUCGAAAACCCGCGGCAGAGCUAUUGGAGGCCAAGUUCCCCCAGUCGCCCGGAAACCGGCCCAACCCAUACCAUUGCACCUCCAACUCGAUCAAAUCGAAGACGGACUCCCGCGUCCGCUGCGGCCCCUGCAGCUCAGAGGGCGGCAAGAGCGACGACAUCUGUGACAUCUCCCGCCCCUGCCGGUUCGUCCACUCCACAGAGCCCAAUCGCACAGUCACGGCGUCCGAGUCAACAUGGCCCACUUGCAGCCCAAAUCGUGGCUCCGGCCACCGAUGGCGCCCAAGAAGGCUCUCGAAACCAGCUCGCUCGUGCUAGCCCCAAGUCUGAUGACCUACCGAGCCCGUCCGUUGCUCCUUCUCGGGCACGAUCCACUGCAACUUCGUCGACUAGUAGUAGCUCUCGGCCACCAAGCCCUCCCAGCUCACCGCCAACUCCUCCGGGCGGCCCGGUCCCGCCAACAGGAGCUGGAUUCGACGCUCCUGACUCUGACAACGAAACUGUUCUGAAAAUUUGCAGAUCCAGGAUGACAGGAGGGGAGACCGUGUUCGUAAGACCACGGGGCCGUAAACCUCUGGAACUCUGUUGAAGGCCACGAACGCAGAAGAGCUGAGAAUGUGGAUCUUGCUUGUAGUCUGAGGGAGAAUGUCGGUAAACUAGGGCUUAUAUCAUGUACUGUACUUCUUUAUGGAGGAAUGACGAUUCGUGUCAGUGUCUAAAUCCAAACAUAA